AUAUCUAUAUAAAAAAAAAGAGAGAUGCCACCAUCCACUCCCUUCUAACCUGCCUCACCAACUCACAUCUAGAAGCUAAAAUUAGGGUCACUGCCCUCUUUCUCUGUGUUUGUGCGUGAGUAUAAUAGUCAAAAGGUUAUAAAAACAGAACAGCAAGCGUAGAUUAUAGUGGUAGUAUAGUUUCCACACUAGCUGAAAAGGGUUUGGGUUGCUGAAUUAUGGGGAGGUCUCCUUGUUGUGAGAAAGCUCAUACGAACAAAGGUGCAUGGACCAAGGAAGAAGAUGAUCGUCUCAUUGCUUACAUUCGAGCCCAUGGUGAAGGUUGUUGGCGUUCGCUACCUAAAGCUGCUGGCCUUCUCCGUUGUGGUAAAAGUUGUAGGCUUCGUUGGAUCAACUACUUGAGACCUGACCUUAAACGUGGCAAUUUCACUAAAGAAGAAGAUGAGCUCAUUAUCAAGCUUCACAGCCUUCUUGGUAACAAGUGGUCUCUCAUAGCGGGGAGAUUACCAGGAAGAACUGAUAAUGAGAUAAAGAAUUACUGGAACACACAUAUAAGGAGGAAGUUAUUGAACCGAGGGAUUGACCCGGCGACUCACAGGCCGAUCAAUAAGGCUUCUCAGGAUGUAACGACGAUAUCUUUCAGUGGUGCCAAAGAAGAGAAAGAGAAGAUUAGUAACCCUAAUGGAUUCAUCAACAAAGAAGAAAAGAAAAUCCCAGUUCAAGAAAGCUGUCCAGACUUGAAUUUGGACCUCAGAAUUAGCCCUCCUUACCAUCAAACCACUCAACCAGAGCCAUUGAAAACUGGAGGAAGAACUCUUUGUUUUAUUUGCAGCAUAGGGGCUAAAAACAGCAAGGACUGCGCUUGCAGCAUCGACAGUAGUGCUGGUACCAGCAAUAGCAGUAGCAACAGCAGCAGCAGUGGCUAUGAUUUCUUAGGGUUGAAUUCAGGUUUAUUGGAUUAUAGAAGCUUGGAAAUGAAAUAAUUGAAAACAGGGAAGUUUGGAUUCUUAACUAUGUAGUUCAACAACCCCAAAAAAAUUUGGAGAGAAAUGAUAUGGAGAUUGUUAUUAGUUUUUAAAUCUCUUUCA
Hibiscus syriacus is the source of this 1088-nucleotide messenger RNA. RefSeq names its product myb-related protein 308-like. Bases 219 to 983 code for a protein of 254 amino acids. The transcript is spliced from 2 exons. The record is from RefSeq and is a predicted model, not a curated record. Lineage: Eukaryota; Viridiplantae; Streptophyta; Magnoliopsida; Malvales; Malvaceae.